Messenger RNA from Motacilla alba alba, 3375 nucleotides. It is a transcript of the gene NCOA1, whose product is annotated as nuclear receptor coactivator 1. The transcript has 19 exons. The record is from RefSeq and is a predicted model, not a curated record. Gene Ontology annotation, molecular function: nuclear receptor binding. Lineage: Eukaryota; Metazoa; Chordata; Aves; Passeriformes; Motacillidae. Gene Ontology annotation, biological process: positive regulation of transcription by RNA polymerase II; cellular response to hormone stimulus. The coding region runs from base 1 to 3375 and encodes 1124 amino acids. Gene Ontology annotation, cellular component: nucleus.
AUGACCAAGGCCCUGGACGGGUUCUUCUUCGUGGUGAACCGCGAGGGGCGCGUUGUGUUUGUGUUGGAGAACGCCCUGGACGGGUUCUUCUUUGUGAUGAACCGGGAGGGGCGCAUCACGUUCGUGUCGGAGAACGCCCUGGACGGGUUCUUCUUCAUGUUCAACCACGAGGGGCUCGAUCACGUUCAUGCCCUGGACGGGUUCUUCUUCGCGGUGAACCGCCAGGGGCGCAUCGUGUUCGUGUCGGAGAGCGCCCUGGACGGGUUCUUCUUCGUGGUGAACCGCGAGGGGCGCAUCGUGUUCGUGUCGGAGAACGCCCUGGACGGGUUCUUCUUCGUGGUGAACCGCGAGGGGCGCAUUGUGUUUGUGUCGGAGAACGCCCUGGACGGGUUCUUCUUCGUGGUGAACCGCGAGGGGCGCAUCGUGUUCGUGUCGGAGAACAACCUUGGCAUUCUUUCCCGUUUUCUCCCUCUCCAGGCCCUGGACGGGUUCUUCUUCGUGGUGAACCGCGAGGGGCGCAUCGUGUUCGUGUCGGAGAACGUGACGGGCUACCUGGGCUACGGGCAGGAGGAGCUGAUGAACUCCAGCGUCUACAGCAUCCUGCACGUGGGCGACCACGCCGAGUUCGUCAAGAACCUGCUCCCCAAAUCCCUGGUGAACGGGGUGCCGUGGCCGCAGGAGCCGGCGCGGCGCGGCAGCCACACCUUCCAGUGCCGCAUGCUGGUGCGGCCGCCCGACGAGGCCGGCGCCGAGCAGCCGGAGCUGCGGCAGCGCUACGAGGCCAUGCAGUGCUUCACCGUCAGCCAGCCCCGCGCCUUCCAGGAGGAGGGAGAAGAUUUCCAGUCGUGUCUGAUCUGCAUCGCCCGGAGGUUGCCGCGCCCGGCCGCGCCGCCCCCGACCGAGUCCUUCGUCACCAAGCAGGACACCACAGGAAAAAUCAUCUCCAUCGACACCAGCUCGCUGCGCGCCGCCGGCCGGACGGGCUGGGAGGACCUGGUGCGGAAAUGCAUCUACGCCUUCUUCCAGCCCCAGGGCCGCGAGCCCUCCUACGCCAAGCAGCUCUUUCAGGAAGUGAUGACGCGGGGCACGGCCUUCAGCCCCUCGUACCGCUUCACGCUGAGCGACGGCUCCGUGCUGAGCGCCCACACCAAGUGCAAGCUCUGCUACCCCGCCAACCCGGAGCUGCAGCCCUUCAUCAUGGGCAUCCACGUCAUCGACAGGGAUCACGGAAUUCUCUCCCCCCAGGACGCCCCCGGCCCGGGCAUGGCCCUUCCCAGGGUGAAUCCCAACGUUCCUCCGGCGCCGGGAAUGGCGCUGCCGCCUUCCCUCCCUCCAUCCAACGGCUCCGUCAUGGCCGCGCCCUCCCCUCAUCCCGGGAAUUCCGCCUCGGGCCAAGCGAAUUUCGGGAAUCCGCUGGGAUCCAACGUUGCCUUAAGCCAAACUCCCGGGAAUUCCCACCCGUUAUCCCACGGCAGCUCCCCCAUGAACAGCCCCGGAAUUCCGGCGCCGCAAUUCCUGUCGCCGCGGCACCGCGGGAGCCCGGGAUUGAUUCCCAGAUCCCGAGCUCCUCCCGGCAAUCCCUUCUCGCCAUCCAUGCACUCCCCGGCUUCCUCCUCCUCCUCGUCCUCCUCUUCCUCGUCCUCCGGGAAUUCCCGGCCUUUUCCCAACGCUCCCGUCAACUCGGCGCUUCCGGAGCCUCCGGCAAAUCCGGGAUUUUUGAGGCAGCCGAGCUCCCAAAACUCUCCCGGCCGCGUCGGCGGCAAAUCCGACCCCAAGGACGGCAAGGAGAUCUCUUCCAUCCUCGGCGAGAUGAUCCAAGGGGACGGCGGCGGCGGCGGCGGCUCCGACAAAACCUCGGAGCCGGGAAUUCCGCACGGAUCCGAGGCGGGGGACGGCGCCGGGAAGUGUCCCCAAGGCACGAGCCACCGGCUGGUGCAGCUGCUGGCCAGCACGGCCGAGCAGCAGCUGCGGCACCACGCCGACGCCGACACCAGCUCCAAGGAUUCCCUGGCGUGCGCCGGCGUUCCCGGGAGCGCCGUGCCGGCGCCGGCGUGCCCGUCCUCGCACAGCUCGCUGACGGAGCGCCACAAGAUCCUGCACCGGCUGCUGCAGGAGGGCAGCCCCUCCGACAUCCCCGCCCUGGCCGCCGAGCAGGACAAGAAGGAGAAUCCCGGCGGGAAUGCCGGCGGCGGCGGGAAUGCCGGCGCGGCGGAGGCGGAGAAGAAGAAGGAAUCCAAGGAUCACCAGCUGCUCCGGUACCUGCUGGAUAAGGACGAGAAGGAGGCGCCGGCGCUCAGCCUGGACGACGUCAAGGUCAAGGUGGAGAAGGGCGAGGCCGCCGAGCCGUGUCCGGCCGCUCCGGCCGCCCUUCCCAAAAUCCCGGCCGGAGACGAGGUCAAGAUGGAGGCGCCGGGACAGUUCUCAGCCGAGCUGGAGCAGCUGGAUCAGCUCCUCCCUUCCCUGGAAAAGCCGGCGCCGCUUCCCGGGAUUUGCGGCGCGGACAGGAACGACUCCGGCGUGUCCGGAGUGCCCCCCCUGCAGCCCGGCGCGGCCGCCAGAGCCCCCUCAGGGCUGCCGGAGCUGGAGCUGGGGGUUCCCGAGCCCGGCUUGGGAAUUCCGGGAAUUCCGGAGCCGCUGCCGUGGGCGGAUCCCGCGAUGGCGCCGCUGCCCCGCCCCAGCCUGCCCAAGAGCGACGAGCCGUGCCCGCUGGAGGAGCUGCUGCUGGCGCCGGGCAGCGCCGAGGGCCGCAGCGAGGAGAAGGCGCUGCUGGAGCAGCUCGUCACCUUCCUGAGCGCCCGCGACGACACCGAGCUGGCCGAGAUCGACCGCGCCCUCGGCAUCGACAAACUCGUGCAGGGCGGCGGCCUGGACGCGCUGAGCGAUCGCUUCCAGCCCCACGCGGCCCCGGCGCCGCCUGCGGCGCUGCUGCUGGAGCAGAAACCCGCCAUCUUCAACCAGCCCUUCCCGCCUUCCUCCUCCUCCUCCUCCUCCUCCUCGGCCUCCUCGGCCUCUCCCGGCGCCUUCCCGGCAAUGCUGCGCCCGAAGCCGCCCUUCGGAGCCGUCCCCGUGGCCGUGCCUCCUCCUCCUCCUCCUCCUCCUCCUCCUCCUGCUGCCGCCGCGGCUCCCGCGGCUCCCGGCGCCGCGCGCGGAACGUUCCAGAACAGCGCCGGGAGCGGGCUGGGCAUGGCCCGGCCGGGGCUCGGCCGCCCCCCGAGCGCCCCCAACCAGCUGAGGCUGCAGCUGCAGCAGCGCCUGCAGGGCCAGCAGCAGGAGAAGCGUUACGGCGGCUUCAUGAGCUCGGAGCGGGUCCGGACGCCGCUGGUGACGCUCUUCAAGAACGCCAUCGGGAAGAGCUUUGCCAAGGAUGGGCAGUGA